GCGAACGAAAUUAUAACCUCAGAAAAACACAGAUUCUUAUGAAUCAGUGUUUAUCUCUGUUGUGGAUUCUAGCGCGUAUUUGGGUCAGUGGCGCUGCUGAAAUUCAUGCUAAUUCCAUCGUUAGUGAUUUAUACAAUUAGUUCCCGCAGUAAAGAUUUGUAUUCUUGAAGUUUUAAUGUCGGUGGCAGGGCAAAUCCCUAACCUCAAUUGUCACCAUGUUGAGCAACAAUUUUUUUAAACUGCUCCAUUCAAGACACACAUUGAGUUGCUUUCGGUUGAUCCAUCGAGUGGCCGUCCAAAUGGAUACCGCCUACUUGAGACACUGUCCAGACGGUGAACGUUUCGACAUCACUUUCGAGCUGAAGGACGAACGGCUGAACAGACAAUUCAACUUAUCGCGGAAAUUGUCUGAAACGGUGGACGCAUUCGUUGUCCGGGUGAAAGCCAACGUGGAUAAGGCUCUGUCCAAGAAGAAAAAGAAAAAAGAUGCCCCCGUCCAGCUGGCCACGGUGGCCCUCUUGCUGGACAAUCAGGAGGUGUCAAAGGACUGGACAUGUGAAAGGGUGUUUAGUGCAGGAGCCCCAGUGCAGCUGGCUAUUAACGAACGGACGUUCAAUGUAGUGAUUAAUGCGCCGUUAGUUGUCACCCUGAAUCUGGCUAGUUCGUUUUUGGCCACUUUCCCCACAUAUCCGGCCAAGUUCGAGUCUCUCUUCACUGAGCAGGAGAUCAGUGAGUUCGUGUGGUUCAAGUCCAAGGACGAGACUCAAUGGGAGCAAGUCGGUCAAGGUUUCAUCUACACGCCCAGCAACAGUGAUAUUGACUGCUAUUUGAAGUUGAGCUGCACGCCCAAAAAUCAUAGUUUAACUGGCCCCAUUUGCGAAACUGUUUCUUCUGGUAAAGUGGCGGCCAGCCCUGGCGAGUGCCCCUUUGAGAGGAGGCAGGCUUUUACCAAGGAGAAGCUCCAGGGAACUGAGUUCCGUGUGGUCAGCUACAACAUUCUGGCCGACUUGUACACAGACUCUGACUACACCAGGGAAGUGUUGUUUCCCUAUUGCCCUCCCUAUGCCUUGAGCAUUGAUUACAGAAAGCAGCUCUUCUUAAAGGAGAUUAUCGGCUACCACGCUGACAUUAUUUGUCUACAAGAAGUGGAUAGAAAAGUCUUCAAGUACGACUUGAAUACUGCGCUGAGCCACCUGGGCUAUGAGGGCGUUCUCCACACGAAAGGCACUGAAGUGGCUGAAGGAUUGGCAUUGUUCUACAACACCGCCCGAUUUAUCCUGCUGGAUUCCCAAAAGCUGCUGUUUUCAGAGGAAAUUCCCCGAAAUCCCGUGUUUGCCGAUAUUUGGGACCGAAUCAAAGAAAACCCCAAACUAUCUGAAAGGAUAUUGGCGAGAACAACUGCUCUGCAAGUGAACCUGCUGGGCGCUUUGGAGAGCGAUGAGCUGUUGGUUGUAGCAAACACUCAUUUGUUCUUCCACCCUGAUGCCGAUCAUAUCAGGCUGUUGCAUGGCUGUUUGGCUAUUCGGUAUUUGCAACACGUGGUCAGAACAGUGAAGGAGCGGUAUCCGGGAAAGCGAGUGUCCCUGAUUUUCUGCGGGGAUUUCAACAGUGUGCCGACCUGCGGAGUCUACCAGCUGUACACCACCGGAUCCAUUCCAGGCGAUGUUAUUGACUACAGCAGCAAUCCAGAAGAGGCGAUUUGCAACAUCAACAUGACGCAUCCCUUUAAACUAGCCAGCGCUUGCGGCACGCCAAAGUACACCAAUUUCACCGUGGCAUUUGCCGACUGUUUGGACUAUAUUUUCUACGAAACCGCCCAUCUUAAAGUGACUCAAGUGGUUCCGCUGCCCAGUGAGGAGGAAUUGCGCGCAAAUUCCGCUAUUCCCAGCACAGUGUUUCCUUCAGAUCACGUUGCUUUAGUGUCCGAUCUCAAGUGGCUUUAAAUCUAGGAAAUCUUUAGUUUCUCGACCGUGUUCCAGAUAAUAUUGAACUGACGAAAAUAAAAAUGCGCAGAGUGUAGGAAA
Messenger RNA from Dendroctonus ponderosae (mountain pine beetle), 2024 nucleotides. Its product is annotated as 2',5'-phosphodiesterase 12. The record is from RefSeq and is a predicted model, not a curated record. Gene Ontology annotation, molecular function: 3'-5'-RNA exonuclease activity. The transcript is spliced from 3 exons. Bases 216 to 1943 code for a protein of 575 amino acids. NCBI's taxonomy places the organism in Eukaryota, Metazoa, Arthropoda, Insecta, Coleoptera, Curculionidae. Gene Ontology annotation, cellular component: mitochondrion. Gene Ontology annotation, biological process: nuclear-transcribed mRNA catabolic process, deadenylation-dependent decay.